CUCACGGAACGCAUUCAACCCAUCCGGGUGGGUUACAACAGGGGCCCAAUGAUUGCCUCCGACUUUUCUCUGCAACCCGUCACUCUCUAUGGAUGGAGCGCAGAAUCAUAACGGAGGGAAAAUCCGACUCGGGUUGCAGACAACAUUGGGCCCUGCUGCCCAAUUCAACGACGGUUUCUGCAUCAGCAAUUUUGCGGCUUUGUCAAAAUUCACUCGAUCGCAAAACGCGCAGAUGGCGAUGCGGUUGAUCGGAGCUGCAGUAACAACCAAAUCGUCGGACAACACUGUUUACUUGGUUGGAACCGUGGCCGACUCCCUGUCGAUCGUCAGUGACACCGACACGAGGAACAUUCCGUCGACGGCCGAAGCCCCAGAAUGGCUGCAGGUUCUCAGGUGGGAAAAUUACCAAUCUGUUCUCACCAGAUCUGGAAAUUGCGAAGACAGCAGUGGGGGUGGAGCAACAACUGACUCAACUACUUCAACAACUAAGUCAAGUGCUGCAACAACUGGCUCAACUGCUUCAAUAACUAAGUCAAGUGAUGCAAGAACUAGCUCAACUGCUGCAUUAACAACCAGUUCGGUGAGAUCAACGCAAAAGACGCAAGUGCUUUCCACCACCAGAAGUUCAGGAAAUUCUCAAUCAACAACCCGGACUACUCCUGUUACAACCCAGGAAGAUGAUGGCGGUAUUAAUGUUGUAAUCAACAAAUUGGCCGCAAUUCGGCGCAUUUGGUCAAUCUUGAGAAACGUGUUCGGAGUUGCAUCCAAUGCUUGAUUUGAGAUUUCUCGACAACCGUGCGGCGUGAUAUGUGACGCACUGUGUUUUGGGCGUAAAAGUAAAUAAAAAAGGUUGUGUCUCGAA
Molecule: messenger RNA, 862 nt
Organism: Notodromas monacha
Lineage: Eukaryota; Metazoa; Arthropoda; Ostracoda; Podocopida; Cyprididae
Source: the annotation of a GenBank genome assembly